Molecule: messenger RNA, 1425 nt
Organism: Hibiscus syriacus
Lineage: Eukaryota; Viridiplantae; Streptophyta; Magnoliopsida; Malvales; Malvaceae
Exons: 2
Coding region: 1-1425 (474 amino acids)
Source: RefSeq, a predicted model, not a curated record
AUGUCGUGGGAAGUCAUAAGGUUCAAUGUAGAGCACGCAUGUACAAUGACCUCCUUGAAACAAAACCACAAACAUUUAGAUUCGGAUGUCAUAUGCUCUUAUGUGAAGCUAGUGGUGGAAAAAAAUCCAAGAGUAUUCGUUUUUGUGUUAGUGGCAUCCAUUCGGAAUACAUUUGGUUAUAUUACGACUUAUUACAAGGCAUGGAUGGCUAAACGGAAAGCAAUGACCUUGUGGUAUGGCAAUUGGGAUCAGUCAUAUAAUGAGCUACCACGUCUGCUGCAAGCAAUGAAAUUUUUCAUCCCUGGAACCAUUGUUAGGUACUAUACUCAUACUGCAAUCACACUUGAGGGAGACGUUAUCCCCAAGAAUAGAAUUUUUGAUGGCUUACUCUGGGCAUUUAAGCCAGCUAUCGAAAGGUUUAGAUUUUGUAAACAAAUGAUUCAAGUCGAUGGCACUUUUCUGUAUGGGCUCUACAGAAACGUCUUGAUGAUAGUCGUUGCACAAGAUGGAGACAGAAAUAUUUUCCCCAUUGCUUUCGCUAUUGUUAAAAAAGAAUCGGAGGAAACUUGGAAUUUCAUUAUCUCCAACUUGUGUUCCCAUGUUGUCACUCAAGCAGGGGUUUGCAUGAUCUCAGAUCGGUCAUCUGGGUUGUUAAGCACAAUUGGUAGACCCGAAAAUAGAUGGACGCCACCUCACGGAUAUCUUGCAUAUUCUAUACGUCAUAUCGCGUCAAAUGCAAUGAAGAGGUUUAAGCAGAAAAAUAUCAAAAAGGAGAUUAUCAACAUGGGGUAUGCUUUACUCCAACCAAACUUCCGUGCACGACUUGAAAAUUUGAGAAGAUACGAAGAUGAUGUGUAUGAGUUUGCAGCUGAAAUACCAAUAGAGAUAUGGUCACAAGCAUAUGAUGUUAAGGGUCGACGUUACGACCAUAUGACUACCAACCUUGCUGAAUGUAUCAACUCAGUGCUGAAAAUGACUCGACGUCUCCCGAUAGCAAGUAUUGUUAGGGAGACUUACUUUAGGUUAGGUAAAGUAUGGGCAGAAAAAAGUUCACAAAUUGAUGUCAUGAUCAGCGAUGAGAGAAAUUGGGCUCUAGAUUUAGAGAAGGCAAUGCAAAAGAAUCAAACACAUGCGACAUCAAUUUUUGUCCACAAUUUUGCCAGACUUGAUUCUGAUUUCGUUGUCCAAGCUCUAGUUCGACCACAUGAGGGAGGUAAUUCUACAACAUACACUAGUAAUCUGAAUAGAAGAUGGUGUGAUCGUGGUCGAUUUCAAGCUUUUAAAUUCCCAUGUGCUCACGCUGUUGUUACAUGUAUGCACAUCAAUGUUGACCCAUACUUUUAUGUUGAUUACUGUUAUAGCUUGCACACUAUGCGUAACAUUUACAGUUGUGACUUCAAGUACCUCCCAAAUGAAGCAUAUUGA